AAAAACAAAGAAGCUUCUCGUCUUCCUCUGCCUUCUUUCCUUAUAUUGGAAAAAACCCUAAUCAAAUGGGGAGAGGGAAGAUAGUUAUAAGAAGGAUCGAUGAUUCGACAAGUCGACAAGUGACUUUCUCCAAGAGAAGAAGUGGGUUGCUUAAGAAGGCUAAAGAGUUAUCAAUUCUUUGUGAUGCUGAAGUUGGUGUUAUUAUUUUCUCUAGCACGGGCAAGCUCUACGACUUCGCAAGCAAUUCAAGUAUGAAAAGUAUCAUUGGGCGGUACAACAAAGUAAAAGAGGAGCAGCAUCAACUACUGAAUCAUGCCUCAGAGAUAAAGUUUUGGCAAAGAGAGGUUGCGACUUUGCAGCAACAGCUCCGUUAUCUACAACAAUGCCACAGGAAACUUAUAGGAGAAGAACUUUCUGGAAUGAAUGCUAAUGAUCUACAAAACCUUGAAGACCAGCUAGAAAAAAGUCUAAAAGGUGUUCGUCUAAAAAAGGACCAACUUUUGAUGGAUCAAAUUCGAGAACUCAACCUUAAGGGACAAAUUAUCCAAAAGGAGAACCAAGAGCUACAUAGUAGGGUAGAUAUCAUGCGUAAAGAAAAUAUUAAACUGCAAAAGAAGUGUCAGGUUCAUGGAAAUCCAAAUGCUAUUGAAGGCAAUUCAAGCGUAGAUCGAGCAACCAAUCGAAAUGAAACAUAUGCACCACCGCAACUUCAACUCAUACAACUACAACCUCCUAGAGAAAAAUCAAUUAAACUGGGGCUACAACUUAUUUAGCAAAAAGUGUUGGAAAACUAUCGAUCUACAAAUGAGGUCGUCUCUCCGGCGACUACUUCAUGAAGUUUGUAUAUGAUAUGUAUCGUUUCUCAAAUUACAUUUUAACCGAAAAUAUUUGAUGUACAUCAUAAAAGAAUGAUGUGAUGUGAAU
This is a messenger RNA of Brassica oleracea var. oleracea, 924 nucleotides long. Its product is annotated as MADS-box transcription factor ANR1. The record is from RefSeq and is a predicted model, not a curated record. Bases 66 to 773 code for a protein of 235 amino acids. Gene Ontology annotation, molecular function: protein dimerization activity; DNA-binding transcription factor activity, RNA polymerase II-specific; RNA polymerase II cis-regulatory region sequence-specific DNA binding. Gene Ontology annotation, cellular component: nucleus. The transcript has 9 exons. Gene Ontology annotation, biological process: positive regulation of transcription by RNA polymerase II. NCBI's taxonomy places the organism in Eukaryota, Viridiplantae, Streptophyta, Magnoliopsida, Brassicales, Brassicaceae.